UUGCCACCCCCACCCCCAAUCCUUGCAUUCCCUUUCUGCCAUGAUUGUGAAGAAACCCUAGGAUUCCCAAGAGAACAAUGCGAAGAAAACAAAAUCCAGAAAUUUGCGCAUUUUGAGAGCGCAAUUUGAAGUUUGGAUAGUGUUUUCUGUGUUUAGGUUGUUGCGAGCGUUUUCGGUUUUUGAGUUGGGUUCCUCCGGCGAGAGAAGGGGAGGGAGGAGAGAGGGGUUAGGGUUUUUGGAUCGAUUGUGAGAGUGGGUGGGUGGGUGGGGGUGGGGGAGAGGGUCGGGAUUGGAAGAUGAUGGAUGUGAUACUGCACAUUUAUGAUGUGACGAACAGUGGGUCGGAUAAGACGAACAACACCAUUCUUCAGAUCAACAAGAUCUUCAAGGAUGGUAUUGGCUUGGGCGGUAUCUUCCACAGCGCCGUUCAGGUGUAUGGAGAUGAGGAAUGGUCAUUUGGGUUUUGUGAACAAGGAACUGGAGUUUUUAGUUGCCCGUCUGGGAAAAAUCCAAUGUAUACAUAUCGUGAGUGUGUUGUCCUUGGGAAAACAAGCUGUUCAAUUUUCAAGGUAAAUCAAAUCUUGAGAGAACUUAGCAGAGAAUGGUCUGGAAGCUCAUAUGACUUGCUGUCAAAGAACUGUAAUCACUUCUGUGAUGAGUUAUGUGAGAGGUUGGGCGUGCCAAAACUUCCAGGAUGGGUUAACCGGUUUGCUAAUGCUGGUGAUGCUGCCAUGGACGUAGCAGGAACCACAGCACUACGGUUUAGGCAAGCCAAGACACAGAUUGUCUCAGCCAGCAAAGUGGCAUAUGGAUUCCUUUUGGGUGUUACUUCUAACUCGACAGUAACUCCUGAAUCUCCAAACGGUUCAGAAAGAGGCACACCUAGACUCCAAGGUGCUUGGUUUAAGAAUUUAAUUUCUGGCGCCAAACCAUCUAGUAGUUCCGAGAUCGAAAAUCAGGAAGAGAACAUGCUUCAGCAGCAAGAGCGACACGACACAGCAGAACCACUGCGACAGAAUGGUCAUGGGAUUUGAGGAAGUAUUUUUCUCUGAAGGAUCAUUUGCUAUGUGUACUACACUAAUUAAGAACAGUGCAUAGCAGUGUUGACUUGUCAUUAGUUGUGUAUUGCUGUAGAAUUUUCCUCUUUUCCUGUUCAACUGAAUUUCCCCAUUCAUGCCCAAGACAGACGACAAAACAUUGAAAAGAUGAUUCAUUUUACAGUA
Messenger RNA from Malania oleifera, 1223 nucleotides. Its product is annotated as deSI-like protein At4g17486. Lineage: Eukaryota; Viridiplantae; Streptophyta; Magnoliopsida; Santalales; Ximeniaceae. The record is from RefSeq and is a predicted model, not a curated record. Gene Ontology annotation, molecular function: deubiquitinase activity. Bases 297 to 1034 code for a protein of 245 amino acids. The transcript is spliced from 4 exons. Gene Ontology annotation, biological process: protein deubiquitination.